UCCUAAUCCCUUCUCCUCUCGCCUCCGCCGUAACGUAGCCAACGCCGUCGGCGAAUCGAUGGCGCUCUUAUCCCCCACCCGGUUCCUGCAAAUCCACACCUCCGCCGUCCCCCGCAGCCGCAAACCCUCUCCCUCCGUCUCCUGCUCAGCCGAGAACCCCGACCUCGAUCUCUCCCCCGCCAGAUCUUCCAUCCCUUCCCUCCCCGCCGCCCCCUCCGACCGAAAGAGUAACCUAACCGUCUUCGCCUCCGCCACCGCGGCCAUAUGCGCCGCUGCCGGAGGUGGAUUCCUCUUCCAUUUCUCUUCCCCUCCUCCUCCAUCUGGCGGCGGUAUCGGAGGAGGCGGCGGAGGUUGGGGCUGGGGCAGCGACGGGGGUGGCUUCUGGAACAAUGUCUUUUCCCCUUUACCUGCUUCCGCCAGCGAGGAUGAUCAGGUCAGUGGCGUGGAGUGGGACUCCCACGGACUGCCGGCCAACAUCAUCGUGCAGCUCUCCAAGCUCAGCGGGCUCAAGCGCUACAAGAUCUCGGAGAUCCUCUUCUUUGAUCGUCGUCGGUCCUCCACCGUAGUGGGAACCGAGGAUUCCUUCUUCGAGAUGGUGUCCCUCCGCCCUGGCGGCGUCUACACCAAGGUCCAGCUCCAGAAGGAGCUCGAGAGCCUGGCUACCUGCGGCAUGUUCGAGCGGGUUGACCUCGAUUGCAAGACCAAAGCCGAUGGUACCCUAGCGCUCACGGUUUCCUUUGUUGAGAGCACCUGGCAGGGCGCCGAAAGCUUCCAGUGCAUCAACGUGGGCCUGAUGCAGCAAUCGAAGCAGGUCGAGAUGGAUCUCGACAUGACGGAUAAGGAGAAGCUGGAGUACAUUCGGAUGCAGGAGAGGGACUAUAGGAGGAGGAUCGAACGGUCAAGGUCAUGCCUGCUGCCCGAGCCGGUGCAGGAUGAGGUGGUUUCCAUGCUUCGCGAUCAAGGGAAAGUGACUGCCAGGUUGCUGCAGCGGAUUCGGGAUCGCGUUCAGAGGUGGUACCACGACGAGGGUUAUGCGUGCGCUCAAGUCGUCAACUUUGGGAAUCUGAACACCAGGCAGGUGGUUUGCGAGGUCGUUGAGGGGGACAUUACACAGCUUUCAGUCCAGUUCCUUGAUAAGCUCGGAAAUGUGUGUGAAGGGAAUACACAGCUUGCUGUGAUUCACAGAGAGCUUCCGAAUCAGCUUAGACCAGGACAUGUUUUUAACAUUGAAGCAGGCAAACAGGCUUUGAGAAAUAUCAAUUCACUCUCUCUGUUUUCUAACAUAGAAGUGAACCCUCGUCCCGAUGAAAAGAGUGAAGGAGGAAUCAUAGUUGAAAUCAAGCUCAAAGAACUGGAACAAAAAUCGGCUGAAGUAAGCACAGAAUGGAGUAUAGCACCUGGAAGUUUCGGGCGGCCAACACUGACAUCCAUUCAACCUGGUGGAACUGUUUCAUUUGAACAUAGGAACAUCAAUGGGUUGAACAGAUCUAUAGUUGGUUCUGUGACCUCUAGCAACCUUAUAAAUCCUCAGGAUGAUUUGUCUUUCAAGAUUGAUUAUGUGCAUCCAUAUGUGGAUGGUGUCACCAAUCCUCGAAAUCGUACAUUCCGAGCUAGCUGUUUCAACAGCCGAAAGUUAAGUCCUGUUUUCACUGGUGGACCAGGCGCUGAUGAAGUUCCACCUGUAUGGAUCGACAGGGCGGGAAUAAAAGCAAAUAUAACAGAGAACUUCACCAGACAAAGCAAGUUUACCUAUGGACUUGUGAUGGAGGAGAUUUCAACACGUGACGAAACUAGUAGCGUUUGUACCCAUGGUGUUCGAGCAUUACCAAGUGGUGGUUUGAGCAUGGAUGGACCUCCAACAACUCUCAGUGGUACUGGCACUGACCGCAUGGUAUUUGCACAAGCAAAUAUCACUAGGGAUAACACAAGAUUCAUAAAUGGUGCAGUUGUUGGUCAGCGAGAUGUCUUUCAGUUAGAUCAAGGCCUUGGAAUUGGGAGCAAUUAUCCUUUCUUCAACCGCCAUCAACUCUCAUCAACCCGCUUCAUCCAGUUGAGGUCAGUCGAGGAAGGUGCUGGUAAACUGCCACCACCUAUUUUGGUCAUGCACGGACAUUAUGGUGGUUGCGUCGGAGACCUUCCAAGUUAUGAUGCUUUCACUCUUGGAGGGCCUUACUCUGUUAGGGGCUACAACAUGGGCGAGUUGGGUGCUUGCAGGAACAUCCUUGAGCUCGCUGCAGAAUUGCGUGUCCCCAUAAGAAACACUUACAUAUAUUCCUUCAUCGAGCAUGGAACUGAUCUCGGUAGUUCUAAGGAUGUGAAGGGAAACCCGACUGAAUUCUUCCGCCGAGUAGGGCAUGGCUCAUCGUAUGGUGCUGGCGUGAAGCUUGGGAUGGUGAGAGCAGAGUAUGCAGUCGAUAACAACUCAGGGACGGGUGCAAUAUUUUUCAGGUUCGGAGAGAGGUUCUAGAAAAAUAAAAUCAUGAACAAUAACAAACUCCAGCAUUUAGAUGAUGGAUAGAGGGCAGGAGAGAUUAACAGGCUUUUUUUUCCAGCAUAUUUAAGUUGUUAAUAAGUUUCAUUUUUAUCGACAUGGAACGCAAGAUUAGUAGGGCUUAUAGCUUGGAGUUUGAUGAUAUUUUGCAGGAUAAUGAUAAGCAAGUUGCAUUUUUUUUCAAA
Molecule: messenger RNA, 2676 nt
Organism: Zingiber officinale
Lineage: Eukaryota; Viridiplantae; Streptophyta; Magnoliopsida; Zingiberales; Zingiberaceae
Product: protein TOC75-3, chloroplastic-like
Exons: 7
Coding region: 59-2467 (802 amino acids)
Biological process (GO): chloroplast organization; protein import into chloroplast stroma
Cellular component (GO): chloroplast outer membrane
Molecular function (GO): protein-transporting ATPase activity
Source: RefSeq, a predicted model, not a curated record